UAAAAACUUAAUGGUGUACGAGCAAAUCAAAUAUUUGCACUCACCAACUGCAAAUAUAGAUAAUUUGCGUUUUCUGGUAUAUUGAUGUGUAUGGAAAUACACGUGAAUUCAUACAUAGGUAAUACUAUAUAAUUUCUGGUCACAUCCAUCGUAAUGGAAAGCACAUCGGUAGUUGGUCUACGCUCUAAAUUGUCCAAUGGUUUGCAAAUACUACGCUUCUAUGAUUGGCUUAUAAAUUCUUACAUAUUGGAUUUUUACAUUGAUCAACAUUGGAAUAAGUUGCCGGAAAGUUGGCGGCUACAUUUGGAGGAGUUGCAUCCUGAAGAGUUAACUACUCUUUUAAAUUAUAACAAGUGUAGUAAGCAGAAGCAUGGUGUUUGGCCGUUGUCAUUAUUAACUUUACGUCACUUAUUGUUUCAAUUAAGUAUACCAAGAGAUCAAUCUACAAAUUCAAUCGAAUUGAGUGUAUCGCGGAGGCCUGUUCUUAGCCACAUAAAGCUUGGACAUGCAUUUAAUAAAUGCGUUAAACCUAAGAAACGCCAUGAAAUUCAAUUAAUGGCAUCCAUUUGUGAAUACAGUUGUCAAAUAUCACCAGUUGAUUUUGUUGUGGAUUUCGGCGCUGGCUUAGGCCAUCUUGCACGAGUACUUGGUUAUGGCUACGGUGUACAAGUUUCUUGUAUAGAAAUGCGCCCAGAACUCAAUGUACAAGCAAGCUGUAUUGACGUAAAAUUGGAAAGUGUUCUUCAAAAAUAUAUACCAUCGGCGAAUCUUGCCUGUUUUAGACGACCAAAACAUGUAACAUUAUGUAUAACGCCAGACAUGCAACCACAGCAGUUUCUCCAGAUAAUUGCUGAAUCACAACAAAAGCCAAAUACAAAUUUUAAGUUUGGCAUAAUUGGGUUACAUCCUUGCGGUGAUUUAGCCGUUAUAUUAAUGCGUAUGUUCACUAAUAUUCCACAGGCUCGUUUUCUUAAUUUCGCUAGUUGUUGUUAUAUGAAAUUAACUACGUCUGAAACACAAUCUAAUAUUAAACUACAAGGAUAUCCUCUUAGCCAAUACUUAUUAAAACAACAGGAAUUCUCGUUUUUAAGCUAUGAAGCUCUUGAGAUAUCUUGUCAUGCUAUGGAAAUAUAUUGCGACCGUCUGGCUAGAGGUGAUUAUGAAUAUUUAAAAGUACAUUCUUUCCGAGCGGCCGCAGAGCGAAUUAUUAUAAACCAAUGGCCCAAUUUAAAACAUUGUGGGCUCCGAAGUGUGAAGCAUGUUCCUGGUAUGAACUUUGAAGAUUAUUUCUACAAAGCAACUCAAGGAGUUGAGGCUUUCAAUUUGCCACGUUCUGAUUUGCAAACUACAACAACACAAAAUGAUUUACUCCAUUGGCGGCGCAUAGUUAUUUUUUACACUCUCCGACUAAUGUUUGCACCUCUAAUAGAGAGUAUAAUAUUAUAUGAUCGGGCUUUAUAUCUUCAAGAAAAUGAGUGCCAAGUGAAGAUAAACGCAACAUUUGAUCCUCGUAUAUCCCCACGGAAUCACAUAACUUGUUCGUUCAAACCCAAAUAAUACGUUGACCCAUAUAACAUUGUUUAUUGUGAUUUGAUUUGGUAUAUUAGAAUUUUGCCUAUCAUGAUGAGAUACAUAGGUUUAACUUUUUUGAGAUGUUAUUUAAUAUUUCUCAUACAAGUUCCGCUACAGUAAGUUAUUUCCAUACCUGAAAAAAGGAGAAAAUAUAAACCUUUAGAAAUUAUUUAUACAUACAUAUAAUAAAUGCUGAAUUGAAUUAUGUCAAUUUAUAUUAUAUGUAAUUCCUCUCCUAAAUUCCUAGAAUUUCUUCCGUUUUAGUUUUAUGGUAUUUAUUCUGGGAAAAAGCAACAGGACUGAACAUUAUAGAUAUUAAGAAAAAACGUUAACUUCGGCUGCAACGAAGUUGUAAUACCAUUUACAGGUGUAUAUAGUAACUUCCAAGUCGAAUAAAGGUUACUUAAUAAUGAAAAAAU
Messenger RNA from Bactrocera oleae (olive fruit fly), 1991 nucleotides. RefSeq names its product methyltransferase-like protein 25B. Lineage: Eukaryota; Metazoa; Arthropoda; Insecta; Diptera; Tephritidae. The record is from RefSeq and is a predicted model, not a curated record.